GCUUUUUAUAACCCAUCGUAACUUAGUGCUUUGCGAAGAAUAGUUUUCCACAUUGUGAUCAUAUGAUGGACGCCACCUGUCUUAUCCGAUCAAUCGCGAAGGAGCUCAGCGUGGAAAACAACAAAGAAGCGAAAAUACGAUCGAUUGUUCGAAUGCGUCCCGUGCUGCGUGCCGUUCAACGCAAGCAUGUCAUUCCCUACGUAUUGUCCAUUGCAGAAAAGCACUUAUUCAACUUCGCCGGUGACAGUGUGUCUGCUGUUUCACUGUUGACUCCUAUUUGGGUGCAAUUGAUGCAGCGAUUGAAGAGUGACAAGAAGGAAGUGUUCGACUUCAUUGCAGUGCAAUCCCUCAGCAUGGAGUGCCUGAGGUCCGCUGUCGAGUUGUGUACGGACGUAAAUUCCUCUCCCACUUUGUCUUCCACACAUCGUACUUGGAGUAGUCUGGGUUUAUGCGUAGACGCAAUCAGUGUGGUUAAUCGAAGGAGGAGGCAAGAAGAUCGAUGGUUUGCCACGUCCGACCUCCUCAGCUAUGCGGCUGUGUGUGUGGCCGAUGAAAAUGGGCCCUCUAAAAACAAACCGGCAUCAUCCCCUCCUGUAUCUGCGAUUGCCGUAUUUGAUGGCCACAACGGACCAGAGGCUGCCGAACAUUGCUCUCAUCUGGCCCCAUACUUGCUCAGCUUGGGGCUGUCGAAGCAAUCCUCCGAUCAGUCGCCUUCCAUCACAGAUCUACUGGCCAAUCUGUUCUACGAACUCAAUGAAUCGGUAAAUGAGGGACACAGAAACAACCUUUGGUCCUCCGGAACCACCGCAACAGUGUGUGCUAUCCAUGGAGACUGCAUUUCAACUGCCUGGGUAGGAGAUUCACAAGCAUGGUUAAUAAACAUGCCAAAAGAACUCCAAGGAAAAGCACACUCAACCACUGGCCAAACCUGUCAAACGACAGAAUUCCACAAAUCUGAACCUCCACGGUGUGUCACUUUAGCUGGUUCGACGGUCAUCCGCCCGAGGUCCGAACAACUUAAUGGGCACGUUUCAGACAGCGUCGUCAAAACUAGCACAAGUAAUCAAGAACAAAGUCCUUCUCCAAUGGGUGUCCCACCCACCAGUCCUCGUGGUUUGGCACUUGCUUUGACGGACACGAUACACCGCCCCGAAUUUGCCAAUGAAUUUGUCUCCGUUGUUCGAACUGGUGGCACGGUCUCUACCGUCGUCGGCCGGGGUGAUGGUUACACUCCAGUGACCACAACCUUUCCCAGUGAAACUGUAAGAGCAUUCCAGAAGUCAAUGUUCAAUGAUAUCGUCCUUCCUAGUGCGGAUGCGCAGACUCUCCAAGUUCCUGCUCUGAGGGAUCCCAAUUUGUCAGACUGUCGCGUCGGUGGCUUGUCUUGCGUCAGUCGCGCCCUUGGUGAUGAUCAUAUGUUGAACGGUGUGUCCGGAUUACCGUCAGUGACCACAUGGAAGUAUAAUAAACAGGCGGGACAACGUCCGUUGUGUCUGGUGGUUGCAUCAGACGGAUUGUGGGAUACAGAAAACUGUUCUCCGGUCGAGGUGGCUCACAUUGCUCAGCGAUGGUUCACAGAACACACGGGAAUUUCUGGACAAGUAGAAAAGGGUCUUUCUCGAGAACUAACGCAGCUCGCCAUUUCCAACGGGGCGUCAGAUAAUAUUACUUGUCUAGUAUUAUGGUUAAAUCGAUGGAUACCGGAUGAUUGGACCUCACAUACCCAACCAAUACUGGGUAGGAACGUCAGAUGGCCACGCGGUACGCGAAUCACUUCUUUGGUAGAUUUUAACUCACUGGAACAAUUGACUGUACGUGGACCUAUGUGUCCAUCUCCGCUGUCACUGCAACAACGUAGCUCAAUGUAUGCGGAAACAGCAUCUAGCAAAGGGAUUCGCUACUCCAGCCCACCUCGUCGUAAGAGUUAGACGUGUCUCUCGUACUCUAUGUCAAACAUGUUUGAACAUAUCCACAAGGAAGCAGUUCUGGAUCUUCCUUCCCCACUGCUCAAACACAGGUUUCCCUUUAUCCUCCUUCGUUUCUUGACUCCACAGCAAGUCCCUGACUUCGAGCGGCACAGCUAAUCGAGAAGGAGGACAUUGAAGAGUUAACUAACCGGCUGUUUGCCUUUUCGCAUUUCUUUGACAAGCACUUGGUUCCGCUAAGUUCUUUCUUAUUUGACAUCCUUUGUGCCUUUGACUGGACAAUAAGCGUGGUUUCAAAACAGCUGAUGUGUUUUCUAUUUAUCUGGUUCAGUCAGCACACCUGGAUGUAGAUAUACCAACCAAAGUGGUGACAAUUUUUUGCCCUUGAUACUUUAUUCCCACUAAAGUCCGCCCUGGACAACUUGUCAACCAGUUUGCUUUUUU
Molecule: messenger RNA, 2369 nt
Organism: Opisthorchis viverrini
Lineage: Eukaryota; Metazoa; Platyhelminthes; Trematoda; Opisthorchiida; Opisthorchiidae
Exons: 6
Coding region: 63-1928 (621 amino acids)
Biological process (GO): negative regulation of protein kinase activity; protein dephosphorylation
Molecular function (GO): protein serine/threonine phosphatase activity
Source: RefSeq, a predicted model, not a curated record